AGCUGAAGCUAGCGAAGGUAGUUACAGCCGGUUAUCUUAACUGGGUCGCUGUAGAGGCUGUAUCAUGGCUCUUCGAACUUUGAGGAGAACUCUAUGUGGAAGACAAUGUGGAUGUUUCUACAGUUCUAUCCCAGAGAUGCCUCCUGCGGGAAUCACCCCCCAGAAAUACACGGGCAUAUCUUACGAUGAUGCAAUGAAAGUCAGAAAGUCACAUCUGACCCCUGCCCUUUUGACCUAUUACAAGAAUCCAAUCAUGAUUGUUCAGGGUCACAUGCAGUGGCUCUGGGACACAGAGGGAAAGAGAUACUUGGAUUUGUUUGGGGGCAUUGUCACUGUUAGUGUGGGGCAUUGCCACCCGAAGGUAACAGAAAGAGCUAAGAAACAAAUGGAUAACCUAUGGCAUACAACAAACAUUUAUCUUCAUCCAACAAUUCAUGAAUAUGCUGAAAAGUUGGCAUCUAAAUUACCUGGGAAUUUAAAGGUUGUGUAUUUCACAAACAGUGGAUCUGAGGCCAAUGAUCUAGCAGUUCUAAUGGCUAGGAUGCACACUGGCGUCUUUGAUAUAAUCUCACUCAGGAAUGCUUACCACGGUGCUAGUCCAUACCUUAUGGGUCUAACUGCUAUGUCCACAUGGAGGUUCAAUGUUCCAACUGGAUUCGGCAUUCAUCAGUCUAUGAAUCCUGACCCCUACAGAGGCCCCUGGGGAGGUGCAAACUGUAGGGACUCUCCCUCCCAGACCCUCAGGUCCUGUGACUGUGGGGCUGGGGAAUGUCAGGCUGGGGUUAAAUAUGCUGAACAGCUGGAGGAUGUGUUGAGGUUUUCUAUGCCCAAAGACAAAUGUGGGGCAUUCUUCGCUGAAUCCAUUCAGGGAGUAGGUGGAACAACACAAUUUCCCAAGAAUUUCCUGAAGAGGGCAUUUGAUAUGGUCCGAUCUAAAGGUGGAAUUUGCAUAUCAGAUGAGGUCCAAACAGGAUUUGGAAGGUUGGGUGAACAUUUCUGGGGAUUUGAAAACCAUGGCGUUAUUCCAGAUAUUGUUACAAUGGCAAAGGGGAUUGGAAAUGGUUUCCCCUUGGCAGCAGUGGUAACCUCCCCUGAAAUUGCCUUAUCCAUGGCAAAGGCCCUGCAUUUCAACACCUAUGGAGGGAAUCCUUUGGCUUGUGCUGUAGGAUCUGCUGUAUUGGAUGUGAUCAAGGAAGAAAAAAUUCAGGAGAAUGCUGCCUCCACCGGGACCUACUUCAUUUUGGAACUUAGAAAAAUGAUGGAUGAAUUUGAAACUAUUGGUGAUGUCCGAGGAAAAGGCUUAAUGAUUGGAGUGGAGCUAGUCAAGGAGAGGGAGAAGAUCACACCAUUACCUGUUGACGAUGUAAACAAGAUAUGGGAAUUUAUGAGAGACCAUGGAAUUUUAGUUGGAAAAGGAGGGAUAUUUGGAAAUGUCCUUCGCAUCAAACCACCCAUGUGUAUAUCCAAGGCUGAUGUUGAUUUCACCAUCGCAGUUUUUAGAGAAGCAUUGAAAACACUUGCUAGAUAGUCUGUAAGCAGUGUUUGAUGUAAAAAAUCAAUCUUCACAAGAAACACAGAAUGAAAUUUUACUUGAUAAUCUAUGUGUAUGAGAGUGGAAUAUAUAUUUUUUUUGUCCAGUGAACAAAUAAAUGUGAGCAAAAUAUAUUUUAUGAUCAACUGUGAUAUCGAGAGUUGAACAAAGUCAAAAAAAUUGUAAACAGCUUGAAUGUUUAGAAUGUAGAGCUUUGGGUUUGUUUUUAUAUACUAGGUACCCCUGGUACAUGGGUGAAAGUUUAUGAAGAAAAAUGCCAAAUAUAUCCUUUUUUUUUUUUUACUUUACUGCUUUUUUAUGCUUACGAUAAAUAAAUAUGUUAGAGUGAGGACGAACCAGUAUCUUUUUGUAUUGCUCAGUUUAUGUUUAGAAAUGACACAUUACUUGUUUUGAACACCAAUUAUUUUUUAAUGCAAUCAUCUGCUGACACAAAUCCACGCGUGUUAAAUUCAUUUUGAGAUCAGUGUAUGCAUUUGUCCUUCCAGACCACUGUGAGAUUGCUAUGAGCAGAGAAAAUAUGCUUCCUAAAAAUAUCAGUGAAGUCUGCUUUUCCACCACAUAAACAGAGAAAUUUUCUUUUUUACCAUAUGAACAUAGAAAAAUGUUUCUUCAACGAAAGCAACUAACCAUAACUCAAGAAAAAUCAAGCAACUAACAAAAAGAACAAGGAAAUUUACUUCCUGAACAUAUUUUUAUGCACUUAGAAAAAUUGUAUGUGGGUUUAUUCUGUAAUGGUAUACACAAUGAAUAAAGUUUUUUUUUGUUGUAAAAAUGCACUGGUAGUCACUAUGGAUUCUCUAUCUACCUAAGAUGUUUAUUUCUGUGUAUAUUACACAUGCCUAGUCAGUGAAGUACUAAAAUUUCAAAGUAAUAUUGGAAAAAAAUGAGAUGUAACUGAACUGAAAUAUUGGGUAAUAUUAUAGGAACUUGUAGACAGGAGAACCAAUAAAAUCAUAGAAAAUCA
Messenger RNA from Saccostrea echinata, 2516 nucleotides. Its product is annotated as alanine--glyoxylate aminotransferase 2, mitochondrial-like. Gene Ontology annotation, molecular function: L-alanine:glyoxylate transaminase activity; pyridoxal phosphate binding. Gene Ontology annotation, biological process: glyoxylate catabolic process. Lineage: Eukaryota; Metazoa; Mollusca; Bivalvia; Ostreida; Ostreidae. Bases 65 to 1528 code for a protein of 487 amino acids. Gene Ontology annotation, cellular component: mitochondrion. The transcript is spliced from 14 exons. The record is from RefSeq and is a predicted model, not a curated record.